Molecule: messenger RNA, 2281 nt
Organism: Cynoglossus semilaevis (tongue sole)
Lineage: Eukaryota; Metazoa; Chordata; Actinopteri; Pleuronectiformes; Cynoglossidae
Product: beta-1,4-galactosyltransferase 3-like
Exons: 7
Coding region: 633-1658 (341 amino acids)
Biological process (GO): carbohydrate metabolic process
Cellular component (GO): Golgi apparatus
Molecular function (GO): galactosyltransferase activity
Source: RefSeq, a predicted model, not a curated record
GUCUGGGGUCAGUGGUGAUACCACACAAAAACUGAUACAAAACUUUCUAAACUUGAACUAAAAGAUCGGCUGCACGUGACGUGGACAUUUUCUUCAUAACAGCUUGACAUCUGCAUUUCAGUAUUGAUGCCUCUCUUUUUUUAAAUAGUUUUUCACCAAUUGGUUCAGUUUUUACAAUAAACAUUUUCAGUUCAUAUUCAGUCGGAACCAGUUCAAUCUAAUUUUAAAACUUCCUUGAUAAGCUAUUAUUGUAGUAUAAUUAUAAUAAUAAUGUAAUAAUUUAGUUCCUCAUUUUUACCACAGUGGUUAACUCCACAGUGCGAGUCCAAUCCGCACAGGCUGGUUAGGGAGGUGUCGUUAAGUAUCUGUUUGCAGCUGAUAGGCUGCUACACAGAAGGUGGCACACCAACCAGUGUACUCAUUCAUAGAAUGUAAUAAAAAAAAAGGAGAUAGAAGGUAAAUCAAACAGUGAUGUACAAACAGCAGUUGUCCACGACCUCUUAGACAUUCUGCAGAAAAAAAUAAUCCACACAGGACAGCUCCAUAAUCUGGACAAAACAGUCAAGCGGAUAGGACGACAAACAACUGUACAGCUAAAUGUCAAUAUUCAUUAAGGCAGUAGUGAGUCUCUGAUGGACCUCUUCUGGAAACACAGCGUCAGCAAUAUGAUUCCCUUCAGGCCCACGUGGCGCUGUUUGUUAGGUAUCUUCUGCUCAGGGCUGGGGAUGCUGGUUCUCUUUAUCACCUCUACGGGACGACACAUGAACUUCGCUGCCACAUUAAGGCACUUCCCAGUCUUACCCAGCUGCCCUAAAACAUCCCCUCUAAUAAGUGGUCCCAUCGAUGUCACCGUGCCGUUAGAGCUCAGUCUGGAGGAGGUUGAGAAAGAAAAUAAUUUUGUGGAAUUGGGUGGACGGUACAGACCACCUUACUGUGUGGCAAGGUAUCGAACAGCCAUUAUUAUUCCUUUUAGAAACAGGGACCUGCACCUCAAAAUCUUCCUCCACUAUAUACACCCACUUCUGCAACGACAGCAGCUCAACUAUGGGAUUUAUGUGAUUAAUCAGGCUGGAAACUACUCGUUUAACAGGGCAAAGCUGAUGAAUGUUGGUUUCUGGGAGGCUAUGUUAGAAGAAACCUGGGAUUGUGUCUUCUUCCACGACGUGGAUUUGAUACCAGAAGAUGAUCGUAACAUUUACAUCUGUGACGACAAUCCGAAACAUGCCUCCAUUGCUGUGAACAAAUUUAACUACAUACUUCCUUAUAGUACUUGCUUUGGAGGGGUUUCGGCUUUGACACCAUCACAGUUCUACAGAAUCAACGGAUUCCCCAACAACUAUUGGGGUUGGGGAGGAGAAGAUGACGAUGUCGCAACCAGGGUGUUCUUAGCAGGUAUGAAGAUCAGCCGUCCUGCUCAACAUAUCGGACGUUACAAGAUGAUUAAACACCAGUCAGACUUAGGAAAUACACCAAACCCAAAAAGAUUUGAUAUGAUCGCUAAAACAAAACAGACGUGGAUGAAAGACGGCUGGUCAACAACUGAAUACAAGGUCAUCUCGAAGGAAUACCACCCUCUCUACACCAACAUCACAGUCAACAUUGGCACUAUAGACGGACUACAGUCUUCUCAGAAAGCUACUCAUGAAACAGGCAAAUGAAAACUUAAAUAUUAGUCAACUUUGAAUAUUAGAAUGGAUAGAAUAAGAAAUGUAAUAUAGGCUCAAUCAAGUUGGUAUGUUUUAAACUCAGUUCACUAGUAGUUAGGAACGAAGGAAGGAAAGUGAACUACUUGUCAUUGUGACACAGCAAACCACAAAAUGUGACCUCUGCUUUUAACCCAUCACCAAAGUGAACCGUGGGCAGCAGUGAGGGGAGAUGGUGCCAUGCUCAGAGCACCUCAGCAGUGACUUGGCAGCUGGUGGACUCAAACCUGAAGACUUCUGGACCCACUUCCUUAACCACUAAGCCACUACUGCUCAGUGUUAUUGCGUAAAAUGUUAACAACUAGUUUGAUUGAAAACAAAUUUAACAACACUUUAAAUUAUUUAUGCUUAGUGCACAAUACCAGAUCUAAACAUUAGCCUCAAAGAUGACGAUAUUUUAGGCUUAGUCUAUCAACUUUUUUUAGUAGCUUGUUUUUGGCAUUUUGUCUUUGCAAUUAAAUGAUCUCACUGAAGUCACUUUUGUCAUUUAUGUACCAGUAAAAACCAUAUAAAAUAUUGUUUUGUUUUUAUUAUCUCAAUAAAACCAACCUCAGGGCAGGACAAAGUGCUUUUGAUUA